Messenger RNA from Paramecium sonneborni, 828 nucleotides. NCBI's taxonomy places the organism in Eukaryota, Ciliophora, Oligohymenophorea, Peniculida, Parameciidae. The record is from the annotation of a GenBank genome assembly.
GUUUUUUUAUGGGAAACAUUAAUGUCUGUUGCAAUUCAAGAGAAGACCAUCCUCCCCAAAAUCAUUAGAAUAAAUAAAAACACUAAUAGGAUACCGAAGAAAGUGAAUAUGAACCAAACACUGAAGCAUAUAGAAAAACUAUUUAAAGUGUUAUUAUUUCAAAACCAUCGCUAACUUUUGGAGAAUAGAUGAUCUAAGAUAUAAUUGAUUUAACUGAUGAAAAUAAAGUUCCACUUACAAGUGAAAAUGGGUGGAAUAAUUUAAUCAAUUAAUAAUUUGUUAAAUUAUUUGCCUUUGAAUGGAAAAAAGCAGAAAAAUCAAUGUUAAAAUUUAUUUUUUAUUUUAGUUAGAGUUAUUGUUUUAAGAGCUGAAUUUCAAUUAAAUUGUAUUAUGUAAUCUUAUAUAAAUAUUGCCUUGGAUGAUAUGAAAUUAAUUGAUAAAAAAAUUGAAGAAUUAAACAUUAUUGAAGAGAAUACAGAGCAUAAUGAAUCAAUUAGGUAUAUUGCUCAUAAGGGUAUUGGCGUUUUGAAAAGUAGAGAUUUUCUAUAUUUGAAAUCUCAGCAAAAAAUAUCUGAAAAAUUAUAUAUAGAAGCAGCAAAAUCAAUUGAAGAUUAAUCUGGAUAUCCUGAGAAAAAAAGAACAAGAGGAUAAAUUAAUUUAGCUGGAUAAAUUGUAGAAUAAAUAAAUCCUUAGGUUCUUUUAAUCAAAUAAUUCUUGGAUGUUGAUAUGAAAACUAAUGUUUAAUUAGUCACUCUUAAAAAUCCUAUUAUAAAAGAAUUCUUAAAAUAUCAUGAAUCAUUAUAAAAUUAUUUUAAUUUGUAAUAAUGA